ACCCCUCCAGAGGUGACUCUGUCUGCUUCACUACACACUGUGCAGGAGGGAGAGAAGGUCACUUUCCUGUGCCAGGCCACAGCCCAGCCUCCUGUCACAGGCUACAGGUGGGCAAAAGGGGGCUCCCCGGUGCUCGGGGCCCGCGGGCCCAAGUUGGAGGUCGUGGCAGACGCCUCGUUCCUGACUGAGGCCGUGUCCUGCGAGGUCAGCAACGCCGUGGGUAGCGCCAACCGCAGCACUACGCUGGAUGUGCUGUUUGGGCCGAUUCUGCAGGCAAAGCCAGAGCCCGUGUCCGUGGACGUGGGGGAAGACGCCUCCUUCAACUGUGCCUGGCGCGAGAACCCGCUUCCACGGGUAACCUGGACCCGCCGCGGUGGCGCGCAGGUGCUGGGCUCUGGAGCCACACUGCGCCUUCCGUCGGUGGGACCGGAGGACGCAGGCGACUAUGUGUGCAGGGCUGAGCCUGGGCUCUCGGGCCGGCGGGGGGGCGCCGCGGAGGCUCGGCUGACUGUCCCAACUGUCCCAGUAGUGACCGCCCUGCACUCUGAGCUUGCCUUCCUGAGGGGCCCUGCUCGCCUCCAGUGUCUGGUUUUCGCCUCUCCCGCCCCAGAUGCCGUGGUCUGGUCUUGGGAUGAGGGCUUUCUGGAGGCGGGGUCGCGGGGCGGGUUCCUGGUGGAGACAUUCCCUGCCCCGGAGAGCCGCGGGGGACAGGGUCCGGGCCUGAUCUCUGUACACAUUUCGGGGACUCAGGAAUUUGACUUUAGCAGGAGCUUUAACUGCAGUGCCCGGAACCGGCUGGGAGAAGGAGGUGCCCGGGCCAGCCUGGGCCGUAGAGACCUGCUGCCCACUGUGCGGAUAGUGGCUGGAGUGACCGCUGCCACCACGACUCUCCUUAUGGUCAUCACUGGGGUGGCCCUCUGCUGCUGGUGCCAUGGCAAGGGUUAG
Cercocebus atys (sooty mangabey) is the source of this 945-nucleotide messenger RNA. RefSeq names its product kin of IRRE-like protein 2. Gene Ontology annotation, molecular function: cell adhesion molecule binding. Gene Ontology annotation, cellular component: cell-cell junction. Gene Ontology annotation, biological process: cell-cell adhesion. The record is from RefSeq and is a predicted model, not a curated record. Lineage: Eukaryota; Metazoa; Chordata; Mammalia; Primates; Cercopithecidae.